Molecule: messenger RNA, 1313 nt
Organism: Daphnia magna
Lineage: Eukaryota; Metazoa; Arthropoda; Branchiopoda; Diplostraca; Daphniidae
Exons: 4
Coding region: 312-1097 (261 amino acids)
Source: RefSeq, a predicted model, not a curated record
AACGUUUCCGGUAAUAUAACAAUACAGAUCCUAUUGUCCGGCAUACCAAUAGCAAAUUUUAAAAUAUCCAACUUCGUAAUAACGCCGAGUUUUAUUUCAAAAGGGAAACGUGGUACAAAUUUAAUAAACCGAUGGCGGUUACGAUGAUUGUUAAAUUUGAAUGGUGUUCUACAGCCGUAGAACACCAUCAGGAUCGACGGCCAUAUUGAAGGGCCAGAACUCUGUCGAGGCAGUUGCAUCUUCAUCACGCUCUCCAACACUUGACGAAAUAAAGCUGAAAAACUCCUAUUUUGCAAGAAAAAAACUCAAACAUGGCUAACACUGCUUCUCAGAAAGAUUUGCUCGAUACUAUUUGGCAUUUUACUCGUGGUUUUAUCGGUAAAGAAUUACUUUCAGAGAGCAAACUCGUACCAGUUCCUUACCUCUCGAAUGCUGAUGAUUUCGGCCUCUUCUCAGUUUUCGUCAAGAGCAAAUCGGUAACUACUUUAUUUUCACAAACGGCCAAUAAACCUCAAAAUAAAAAUGUUUGUCCCAAGGAAAACGUAAGUCAAAAGAUUAAGCAUUCGCUGGCGAGUGCUUGUUACCAUGUAAUUGGCCACGUUUCCGAAGUCAUUGAGCUGGAAGAAACUGACCUUGAUCGUUUGUUGAACAGCGCUAAACCACACACAGAGGACGUCGGCAAUCAGUCCGAAAAGUGGGAGAAGGACAUCGAUUUGGGAUUCAAGUCGGUACAUUUGACUGUCGAAGGGCUUCACAAAUUUCUCAUCCCGCUGAAUUUGAGUGAAGGAGACCUUUGCCUGAAGCAAAAUAUUCCUGAUCUGGUCGGCGCCAAAAGCGUGUACAUCAUUACAGAUGUAAUGAAGGCCAGUCGCGUUACAGCAUGUGUUACGAGCGAUGACGACACGAUGGAAAGAGUUUCUGCUGUUUCUGUUCCAAUAGGAUUUGGCUAUUCGAAAUUCCGAUUGACUCCCGAGGGACUCGUUGCUGAACAGAUGAAAUGCAAGCCUGCUAUCCUCGGCAAAUGGGUUGUUGUGAUUAAUCAACUCUCCGAACCCCUCAAAAAAUACAUCAUGCGAAUGUCAAAUCUCAAAUCCUAGUUUUCCGGCGUAUGACGCUAAAAGUGAUUUCUUUUAAACUGUUUAAACAUUUCGAAACGUUCCUACUGGCGAUAUUUUCAAAAUUUUUACUUACUAACUUUUUUACUUUCGACUCGCUCUGUUACUGCCACACGCCGUCCCAUUCGCCAUAUUUGUGUGUCCUAUUCGAGUUCAAUAUUUUAAUUACAAAUACCUCACAAUGUUUUGCAAACCUAA